This is a messenger RNA of Lycium barbarum (goji berry), 783 nucleotides long. RefSeq lists its product as uncharacterized. The transcript has 3 exons. The record is from RefSeq and is a predicted model, not a curated record. Bases 1 to 783 code for a protein of 260 amino acids. NCBI's taxonomy places the organism in Eukaryota, Viridiplantae, Streptophyta, Magnoliopsida, Solanales, Solanaceae.
AUGUUGAAGGCUCCUUUUACUGCGUAUGAUGUGAAGAUGGCUAUAUGGGCUAUUGGAGGUGAUAAAUCGACAGAUCCUGAUGGUUUUGGUAGUCAAUUCUUUAAAAAUUGUUUGCCUAUAGUGGGGAUUGAUAUCACGGUUGGAGUGUUAGAGUUCUUUGAGACAAGAGAAAUGCUAAAGAGUGCUUUUGUAGCUAGUAGAACUAUUAUACAAAACAUUUUGAUCUGCCAUGAUCAGGUGAGAUUGUACAAUAGGUAUCAUACUAAUAGGAGUUGCUUAAUGAAAAUUGAUUUGAGAAAGGCCUAUGACUCGGUUGAGUGGGGUUUUGAGCAAGAGAUACUAUAUGGAUUGAACUUCGUAGUAAAGUUUAUCAAGUGGAUCAUGGAGUAUAUUACUACAACUCAGUAUACAAUAGCACUGAAUGGUGGAUUGCAUGGUCUGAAUACUAAUGCUGCAAAAUCUAAUAUGUUCACUGCCAACAUGGACCAUCAAGUAAUUAAAGACAUUUGUGCACUGACUGGCUACAAGAGAGGUAAGCUACAAUUCAAAUAUUUGGGGGUACCCACUAAUUCAAAAAGAUUGAACGUUGUGGACUGUGAAAUGAUGGUGGAAAAGAUGAUUGCUAGAGCGAAAAUAUGGAGAACCAGGAACUUGUCCUAUGUAGAGAGGGUGCAGUUAGUGAAUUAUGUGCUACUGCAUAUUCAAAGUUAUUGGUCAACUAUUUUCCUUCUGCCAAAACAGGUCUCUAAAGAUAUCACUGCUAUUUGUAGAAACUUUCUCUAG